UGGAUCCUGGCUUUUUUCAUGAGGUAGAGGUUGAUGUGGAUGAGAAUAUUGCUAGUAUUUUUUGGGCAGAUGGGAAGAUGCGGAUGGAUUAUCAUUUUUUCGGGGAUUCGGUUAGUUUUGAUACUACAUACAGAACGAAUAAAGAGUAUCGACCACUAGCUCUGUUUGUUGGUUUCAACAACCAUCAUCAACUCACUGUGUUUGGAGCUGCCCUUCUAUAUGAUGAAACAACGGCAACGUUUGAGUGGUUGUUUAAUCAGUUUUUGGAAUGCAUGGGAGGUGUGAGCCCGUUGUCUAUUUUUACUGAUCAGGCUGCUGCAAUUGCUGCUAGUAUAAGGUCUGUUUUCCCAAGUUCUUUCCAUGGAUUGUGUUCAUGGCAUAUCUCACAGAAUGCAGUUGUUAAUUUGGGAUCUUUGUGU
Molecule: messenger RNA, 419 nt
Organism: Linum tenue
Lineage: Eukaryota; Viridiplantae; Streptophyta; Magnoliopsida; Malpighiales; Linaceae
Source: the annotation of a GenBank genome assembly